Exophiala bonariae is the source of this 969-nucleotide messenger RNA. RefSeq lists its product as uncharacterized. The record is from RefSeq and is a predicted model, not a curated record. Bases 1 to 969 code for a protein of 322 amino acids. The transcript has a single exon. NCBI's taxonomy places the organism in Eukaryota, Fungi, Ascomycota, Eurotiomycetes, Chaetothyriales, Herpotrichiellaceae.
AUGAAAUUAGGAAUGCAGACAGGAGAAAAGCCAGGACAUGGAUUUCGCCUGCGGCGCAAACUCGUGGUAUCUGGAGUUGGUCUGCUUGCCAUUGCUAUAGCUCUCGGAGUAGGACUGGGAGUUGGGCUCAACAACAAACACAGCGAUAACGAUACUACCAAUGACAAUCUACCUUCCGCUACAACAGGCAGUGGAAUCAGCGAUGUCAACGGAACCACAUCCAACGAUCUGUGGAGACCAGAAGCAGGCACAACGUGGAAUUACCAGUUGAAGGUACCCUUGAACAACAGCGCGAAUCAAGGCUUUCAGGUCUGGGAUAUCGAUUUGUUUGACAAUGAAGUCGAAAUCAUCUCAGGUUUGCAGCAGAAUGGUUCACGUGUCAUCUGCUACUUCUCUGCCGGAAGCUACGAAGACUGGAGAUCGGAUAAAGGUUCUUUUAGUGAAAGUGACCUUGGUAGUCCACUGGACGGCUGGCCUGGCGAACGAUGGAUCAAUGUCAGCUCCCCUGCUAUCAGACAGAUCAUGGUCAAAAGACUUGACAUGGCUGAGAACAAAGGCUGUGACGGUGUCGACCCUGACAAUGUUGACGGGUAUGACAACGACAAUGGAUUACACCUGACCGAAGGAGACGCGAUUGCUUACAUGAACUUCUUGACUACUGAGGCCCAUUCAAGAUCACUGUCGAUUGGACUCAAGAACUCUGGCGCCAUCAUUCCUGCCGUCAUCAACUCGACCGAGUGGAGCGUCAAUGAGCAAUGCCUCCAAUACAACGAGUGUGAGACAUAUGCAGGCUUUAUCAGCGCGAAUAAACCAGUAUUCCAUGUGGAAUAUCCAAAGGGAGACACGACUUCUGAUGAUGAAGAUAUUUCGACUACAGAAAGAACGAAGAUCUGCGAGGACACUAGUGCACGGGGAUUUUCCACCGUCAUCAAAAACAUUGAUCUGGACGCAUGGACUGAAUUAUGCUGA